AAACCCAACACCACACAUAGCUCAUUGUGAUUAACACAUGCACUAGGUCGCCUCUUCCAUUUGCAAUCUUGUUAAUUUGUCUAAUGACAUGGCUCUGCCCGCGGCGUUUUCCGGCGGUGAUUUAGUGUUUACAGUGAGGCGGCGCAAACCCGAACUGGUGGCUCCGGCGAAGCCCACCCCUCAUGAAUUGAAACUGCUUUCGGACAUAGAUGACCAAGAUGGUUUCCGAUUUCAGAUGCCGGGGAUACACUUCUAUGGUCACAAAACGUCCAUGAGAGGAAAGGACCCAGCUCAAGUCAUAAAGAACGCACUGGCUCAAGCUCUGGUGUUUUACUACCCACUUGCAGGUCGACUCAGGGAAGGAGCUGGACGCAAGCUUAUGGUGGAUUGUAAUGGAGAAGGAGUGAUGUUCGUUGAGGCCGAUGCUGAUAUCUCUCUUCACCAAUUCGGUGACCCUCUUCACCCUCCCUUCCCAUACUUUGAUGAACUCCUUUAUAACGUUCCUGGCUCAGAAGGACUUCUCAACUGUCCCCUCUUAACUUUCCAGGUUACGCGCCUCAAGUGUGGGGGAUUCAUCUUCGCCCACCGCGUAAAUCACACUGUAAGUGAUGGUCCUGGUAUGUUCCAAUUCCUAAACGCCGUGGCAGAGAUUGCCGGCGGCGCAUGUGCACCUUCCGUUGCUCCGGUAUGGCGGAGAGAGCUGCUAUCAGCAAGGGAUCCGCCUAGAGUUACUUGCACGCAUCGUGAGUACGACCAACUCCCCAAUAACAAUGAUCCAAUAUGGACCCAAGAAAGCAUCGUUCACCACUCUUUCUUCUUUGGACCCAAAAAGCUAGAAGCCAUCCGUCAAUUGUUUUCCCCUUACAAUAAUGGUGAACACACUACGAGGUUUGAAGCUCUUACCGCUUUCCUCUGGCGUUGUCGUACUAAAGCAUUGCAAUUAGAGUCCUCCGAGGAGGUUCGCUUUACGUGUGUCAGUAACAUAAGAGGCAAAUCAAAUCCUCCAUUAUUGCCACCUGGUUACUAUGGCAAUGCUUUUGUGUAUCCAGCUGCAGUCACAACCGCAGGAAAGCUCUGUGAAAAUCCACUAGGGUAUGCCUUAGAGUUGGUGAAGAAGGCCAAAGCUGAGGCAACGGCGGAGUAUAUACAAUCUGUGGCUGAUCUUAUGGUCAUAAAAGGACGACCGGGCCUCACAAUGCGUGGAACAUGGAGUGCGUCGGAUAUUUCGCGUGUUAGGUUCAGAGAUGUGGAUUUUGGGUGGGGUAAGGCCGUGUACGCUGGACCGCCGACGACCGGAGCUGGUGACUUUCAGGGGGUAAGCUAUUAUGUUGGAUAUCAGAAUGGAAAAGGAGAGGAAUGCAUAGUUGUGCCAUGCUCCUUACCGCUCAAUGCUAUGAAGAGAUUCAUUCAGGAAGUGGAUCAACUGCUUGGGUAACUUGAUCUAUUAUGAAUCUUCUAAAUUAAUGGAGGUUGCUUCGUAGCUAAACUAUAUACUAUUAAAUAGGUCUUACUUCUAUGUAUGUCUAUGCUUGGUUUGGUUAUAGAUCUAUGGUGUUUCAGGGUCCAUGUUAUUAUUAAUCAUAUUAAUUCCAGCAUUAUAUUAAUUUUCA
Messenger RNA from Neltuma alba, 1610 nucleotides. RefSeq names its product benzyl alcohol O-benzoyltransferase-like. The record is from RefSeq and is a predicted model, not a curated record. The transcript is spliced from 2 exons. The coding region runs from base 89 to 1435 and encodes 448 amino acids. NCBI's taxonomy places the organism in Eukaryota, Viridiplantae, Streptophyta, Magnoliopsida, Fabales, Fabaceae.